This is a messenger RNA of Candida tropicalis MYA-3404, 1647 nucleotides long. RefSeq names its product chaperonin-containing T-complex subunit (gene CCT5). Gene Ontology annotation, molecular function: ATP-dependent protein folding chaperone; ATP binding; ATP hydrolysis activity. NCBI's taxonomy places the organism in Eukaryota, Fungi, Ascomycota, Pichiomycetes, Serinales, Debaryomycetaceae. Gene Ontology annotation, cellular component: chaperonin-containing T-complex. Gene Ontology annotation, biological process: protein folding. The coding region runs from base 1 to 1647 and encodes 548 amino acids. The transcript has a single exon. The record is from RefSeq and is a predicted model, not a curated record.
AUGGCUGCCGCACCACAAGGAUUGCCAGAUAUGUCCAAUGCGAUCGUCGCCCAGGAUGAAAUGGGCAGACCAUUUAUAAUUGUGAGAGAUCAAGGUAAAAAACAAAGAAAACAUGGUAUAGAAGCAACCAAAUCACAUAUUUUAGCUGCUAGAUCAGUGGCUUCAAUUGUGAAAACUUCAUUGGGACCAAGAGGUCUUGAUAAAAUUUUGAUUAGUCCGGAUGGAGAUAUUACUAUUACUAAUGAUGGUGCUACAAUUUUAACUCAAAUGGAUUUGGAUAAUCAAAUUGCUAAAUUAUUAGUUGAAUUGUCAAGAUCCCAAGAUGAUGAAAUUGGGGAUGGUACUACCGGGGUUGUUGUUUUAGCCAGUGCAUUGUUGGAUCAAGCAUUAGAAUUGAUUGAAAAAGGUAUUCAUCCAAUCAAGAUUGCAAAUGGUUUUGACGAAGCAUGUAGAAUUGCCGUCGAUCAUUUAGAAAAAGUUGCUGACAAUAUAUUGAUUGAUGACAGAGAUAAUCUUUUGAGAGCAGCAAAAACUUCCCUUGGUUCCAAAAUUGUUUCUAAAGCCCAUGAUCAUUUUGCCAACAUGGCUGUUGAUGCCGUUAUGGAUGUUGCUGAUUUAGAAAGAAGAGAUGUUGAUUUUGAAUUGAUUAAAAUGGAAAAGAAAGUUGGUGGUUCUAUUGAAGAUUCUUCAUUGAUCAAAGGUGUAUUAUUAGAUAAAGAUUUCUCCCACCCACAAAUGCCUAAAGAAGUCAGAGAUUGUAAGAUUGCCAUUUUAACCUGUCCAUUCGAACCACCAAAGCCAAAGACUAAACACAAGUUAGAUAUUUCUACUGUUGAAGAAUUUAAAGUAUUACAAGAAUAUGAACAAAAGAAAUUCCAAGAAAUGAUUGAUUUGGUUAAACAAUCAGGUGCCAAUGUUGUUGCCUGUCAAUGGGGUUUUGACGAUGAAGCCAACCAUUUACUUUUGGCUAAUGGUUUGAAUGCUAUAAGAUGGAUCGGUGGUUCUGAAUUGGAAUUGUUAGCUAUUGCCACCAAUGGUCGUAUUGUCCCACGUUUUGAAGAUUUGACUCCAGAAAAAUUGGGUACUGCUGGUGUUAUCAGAGAGUUAGAAUUUGGUACCACCAAAGAUCGUAUGUUGGUUAUUGAAGAAUGUUCUAAUACUAAAGCUGUUACAUGUUUCAUAAGAGGAUCAAACGAAAUGAUUACUGCUGAAGGUGUCAGAGCCUUACAUGACUCCCUUUGUGUUGUCCGUAAUUUGGUCAGAGACAGUAGGGUUGUGUAUGGUGGUGGUGCUGCCGAAUUGACUUGUUCUUUGGCUGUAUCAGAAGCUGCUGAUAGACAAAAAGGUAUUGAUCAAUAUGCUUUUAGAGCUUUUGCUACUGCUUUGGAUACCAUCCCAAUGACCUUGGCUGAAAACUCAGGUUUAGACCCAAUUGAAACAUUAUCAUCAUUGAAAGCUAAACAAGUCAAUGAAAACUCAUCACAUUUGGGUGUUGAUUGUCUCGGUAAAGGUACUAAUAAUAUGAAAGACUUGUUUGUUAUUGAUCCAUUGAUUGGUAAAAGACAACAAUUGUUAUUAGCAACACAAUUGACUAGAAUGAUUUUGAAGAUAAAUGAUGUGAUUAUCAGUGGGAAAGACGAAUAUUAA